This is a messenger RNA of Nicotiana tabacum (common tobacco), 768 nucleotides long. RefSeq lists its product as uncharacterized. NCBI's taxonomy places the organism in Eukaryota, Viridiplantae, Streptophyta, Magnoliopsida, Solanales, Solanaceae. The record is from RefSeq and is a predicted model, not a curated record.
AUGUUUGAGGAAGGCUUAGUUGUCGACUACCCCAAUUCAGAUCAGUAUGAAUUGGUAACGGUUGGAAAGCUGGCUAAACAAGAAGCAUAUAUAUUUCACAUAUUUUCAUCAGAGGGAUCAGGCGUGUGGCAUGAAUUCCAAUUCAGUAUGAAGUUUUUCGACUGUUUGGCUCUCAUUGGUAAACCUGUUUACGUGCAUAAUUCCUUGCAUUGGCUCAGAGUUGAUGGCCGAGUUCUUGGUUUUGAUACAAAGAGAGAAGAGGCUAAAAUUCUUGACCUUCCUGAGUUCAUCAGUCAUCAAGAUUCUAUUCGCCGUAAGUACAUUAUUAGCCCUGGUUCCAAUACAUGGUUAGGGAUGACGCAAGGUUUACUAACUCUUGUUUACUGUUUGAAUAAAUCCAUAGUUAUUGCUACUAAUGAUUAUGUAAGCAACAAUUGGAGAGUUUCCGACACUAUGGACAACUUCAUGAAAGCUCCAAAUGGCUGUGACUAUAGAUAUGGCUUCCCUAUAUGGAUUGACAGCGGACCUGUGCUUUUCCUAGGAGAAGAUCGAUUUUUGUAUGGGCAUGAUUCUAAGAUGAGUAGGUUUAAAAUAACUGCAGUUUUUGACAAACACUAUAUGAUUUAUCAUCGCCUUUGCCGCUAUUUUGAACCAUCGUUAGCCAAUGUCCAGAAGACACCUUCAGAUAUAGUCCGCUCUAAACAUCUCUCAGCUGUUACCGCAACACUAGAUGAGCUCAAAUGUUUUAUCACUGAAGGUACCAAUUAG